This is a messenger RNA of Mucor velutinosus, 1014 nucleotides long. RefSeq lists its product as uncharacterized. Gene Ontology annotation, biological process: transcription initiation at RNA polymerase II promoter; transcription preinitiation complex assembly. The transcript has 2 exons. The record is from RefSeq and is a predicted model, not a curated record. NCBI's taxonomy places the organism in Eukaryota, Fungi, Mucoromycota, Mucoromycetes, Mucorales, Mucoraceae. Gene Ontology annotation, molecular function: RNA polymerase II general transcription initiation factor activity; TBP-class protein binding. The coding region runs from base 1 to 1014 and encodes 337 amino acids. Gene Ontology annotation, cellular component: nucleus; transcription preinitiation complex.
AUGUCGCCUCAUAUUCCGUUCCCUCUUCGUGAGCAAAAGGUCGAUCAACAUCAGCCCUUCCAACAAAACCUGAAUGUCACUCUGUUUUGUCUUGAUUGCAAAAUCAGACCUCCUAAUCUUGUAGAAGAGUUUGCAUCGGGCGAUCUGGUGUGUGGAGAUUGCGGCCUCGUGUUGGGAGACCGUAUCGUCGACACUCGUUCAGAAUGGAGAACGUUUGCGAAUGAUGAGGGCGAUGACCCUUCUCGUGUGGGUGCUGCUUCCAAUCCAUUGCUUGACGGUGAUCAAUUGGAUACCAUCAUCUCACGCAAAGACGGAGGUUCGGGCAUAUCAAAGACAUUGAACAAGGUGCAAGGAAAGCAAUUACAACAUAAGGGAGAUCGAAAUAUGGCCGCCAUUUACAAAGAUAUCACAGCUAUGUGCGACUCCAUUUCAUUGUCCAGACUCGUCAGCGACACAGCCAAGCAGUUGUAUAAGCGGAUUGAAGAUGAGAAGCUCCUGCGAGGCAAAUCAAAUGAUGUGAUUAUCGCUACUUGUAUCUGCAUUGCCUGUAGACAGGAAGGUGUCGCCAGAACAUUUCGUGAGAUCUGCGCUUUGACUCGAGUGCCCAAGAAGGAGAUUGGACGUUGUUGCAAUGCGCUCAAAACCAAAAUAUUGACCACAACCAAUGUCGUUGAACCUGAGGAUUUGAUGAACCGUUUCUGCAGCAACUUGCGAUUACCCAAUUUUGUACAGAAAUCCGGUGUUGAUCUGGCUCGAACAGCAAAGCAUUUGGGAACACUAGGAGGCAAGUCGCCCAUUUCCAUUGCCGCUGCCUGUAUCUAUUUGGUGUCUUACCUCUGCAAGAACCCAAGAUCCACCAAGGACAUUGCGCAUGUUGCCGGUGUAAGUGAGGCAACCAUCAAAGCAGCUUACAAAGCGCUGUAUGCAGAAAAGGAAAAACUGAUUGACCUCAAUCCCAUGAAGGAGUAUCCCAACUGCGAAAACAUUUCAUUUGAUGAUCUUGUCUUGCCCUAA